This is a messenger RNA of Aplysia californica (California sea hare), 3954 nucleotides long. RefSeq names its product protein arginine N-methyltransferase 5. Gene Ontology annotation, biological process: regulation of DNA-templated transcription; peptidyl-arginine N-methylation. The coding region runs from base 146 to 2044 and encodes 632 amino acids. The record is from RefSeq and is a predicted model, not a curated record. NCBI's taxonomy places the organism in Eukaryota, Metazoa, Mollusca, Gastropoda, Aplysiida, Aplysiidae. The transcript is spliced from 16 exons. Gene Ontology annotation, cellular component: cytosol; nucleus.
AGAUCAAUCUAUUAGACUAGAAUCUGCUAUAGGCUAUAGGCUCACUGUUCACAACCCGUUAUCUUUUGUCUGUAUUGAAAAGUAUAGGCCGAAGGGAGGAAAGCCUUUAGUUAUCCAUUAACAUUUGAAUGAAGAAAGGGGAAGCAUGCCGAAAGUAAACACAAGAGCGUCUUGUGCCAGAGAUUUCCAUUGCUGUCCUGACAUCGGGAUUGCCUUGGAGUCCUCAUGCAAAGCAGGUUAUGACUUCGUCUGUUUACCAAUGGUCAACCCUCGCUUCAAGAGGGAAUUCAUCAACGGACCAGCUAAAAACAGAAAAUGUGCUCUGACAAGAUCGGAUAUGUGCCUGACAAGUCAAGAUUGGAAUACCCUCGUUGUCGGUAAAAUUUCCCCUUGGCUGCACAUUGACUCUGACUAUUAUCACACUCGCACAAACUCAGAACUGGCUUUUAAGGAGGAGUUGACAUGGGCAGCCCAUCUGGGUUUGCCGGCCGUCAUGAUGCCGCUGCGGAGUGGCAAGUGUUUCAACUUGGCCAGGUGUCUCAACGAGUACUUCGUCGCCAACUACUAUCAACAGCAAUACUGGGUUCAAGUCCCCCUGCUCAGCCCUGCUGCUCAGUGUGAUCAAGUCAUUGAAGGAUUGGAUGAGAACAUGGGAGAGGACAAGUCUGAAGAUACCUGGAGCUGGUGGAACACUCUACGCUCACUAUGUGACCACAACAAGCGUCUCUGCGUGGCUCUGGAGCUGACCGCUGAUUUGCCUGACCGGGAAGUUGUCGAGAGGUGGAUGUCGGAACCUGUCAAAGCCAUCCUGGUAUCUACUUCUCUCUUCCUCACGAAUAAGAAAGGAUACCCGGUUUUGUCUAAACUUCACCAGUCUGUUAUUAAAGAUCUCUUUAAGCUGGAAGUGCAGGUGAUCAUCACUGGUCAGGACCGACACCCAGACAAGACAAUCCGGGCCUACCAGCAGUACAUUGACCACUUGUGGCAGACUCAAGACCCCCUGGACACGGUCAGCCAGUUUGCCAAGGGCUACGAGGAUUUCCUACAGUCUCCCCUUCAGCCUCUGAUGGACAACUUAGAGUCUCAAACAUAUGAGAUCUUUGAGAAAGAUCCGAUCAAAUACUCUCAGUACCAGAAGGCUGUGUACCAUGCAUUGCUGGACAGAGUGCCACUAGAAGACAGAGAAACAACAGAAAUAGUGAUCAUGGUUGUGGGAGCUGGCAGGGGACCUCUGGUGCGUGCCUCUAUAGCAGCUGCCAUUGAGGCUGGGUGUAAAUUAAAGAAAGUUUACGCCGUUGAAAAAAAUCCAAAUGCAGUUAUUACGUUAGAGAACAUGAAGGAGGAGGAGUGGGGCAGCCGGGUGGAGGUUGUGUCUUGUGACAUGCGAGACUGGGUGGCCCCGGAGAAAGCUGACAUCCUGGUCAGCGAGUUGCUGGGCUCUUUUGGGGACAACGAGUUGUCUCCUGAGUGCUUGGACGGCGCUCAAAAAUAUCUCAAAGAUGAUGGGAUCAGUAUACCAGAGAAGUACACGUCUUUCCUGGCUCCUUUGCAGUCCUCAAAACUUUACAAUGAAGUGCGGAGCUCUAAAGCAGAGAGAGGAAAACCUCCAGAGGCUCCUUUUGAGAUGCCCUAUGUGGUACGUUUACACAACUGCUCUGUCCUAGACACACCGAAACCUGUGUUCACUUUCACGCACCCAAACAGAGAGGAAGCAAUUGACAACUGUCGAUACGCAUCUUUGGACUUCACUGUGCAGCAAGAUGCGCUGGUACAUGGAUUUGCAGGAUACUUCGACACUAAUCUUUACAAAGAUGUCAUGUUAAGUAUUGUUCCUGAGACACAUUCGCCGGGCAUGUUUAGCUGGUUCCCUAUACUGUUCCCAAUCCGGGUUCCUAUCACAAUGACUAAAGGAUCAACAAUAUCCAUUGAUAUCUGGAGAAGGUGUACGUCCAAGAACGUCUGGUACGAGUGGGCAUUCCGUUGUGGUGGACAGGUCUCCCCUAUCCACAACCCCAAGGGAAGGUCAUACACGAUUGGUCUCUGACCCUGCUCAGUGUCAAGACCUCAAGUCCAUGUUGAGACAUUCAUGAAAAAGAGUAGCAGCAAUUGUUGUUUGAACAGGGCAAUGCAGUAGCAAGGAGUUACGGUAUUGGAAUUGGUGUUGUAAAUGUAUUUCAGAAUAGGAGGAAAUAUUUACUCAAUGACACAGGAAAAGUGUAUUAUUGAUACUGUGUGAGCAACUGACUAUGAAUGGCUAUUGUUUUGUAACAGAAUGAUUUUAGUUGUCUUUCAUGGUUGGUAAAAUCAUGACGUUUUGUCUAAUGCAAGCCAUAAUUGCAUUUUUACACUGGAGACCUAAUAUUUUAGAUUUGCCGUGUAUGUAUUCCUAGUAAAGUAUUUAUAUGUAUAUGCCCUCUGAUUGGAACAUGUCUUUUGAGAUUGUAGAGCACGCUGUAAGCUAAUAACAUCUAAGUGACCAGCCACCAUGUGGCUGACAGAUUGGACAGGAUCAUGGCUGCCAACUAUGCUUUCUCAGAAAAAGCGUACUCAUCACUGAGAUUGGAAUAAUUAUUGUUCUAACGUUUAUAUGUUUUUCAAACAAACAGAGAAUGUGUUAACGUGACCACGUAUUAAUUACAAAAAGUUAUCUAUGUUUGUAUUUUCAUCACUGGUCCAGCACACAGUGUUUGAUUUGGUGGUGUUGAGGCUGGAGAUAGAGUAGCUUGAAUUUUGUUGUUGGCUUUCCAUGACAAUUCAGUAAAGUUACCUCUUCUCUAGAAUUAAGAUAAAUUGACUAUUCCAGCCUCAUAUUGUUUGGUGGCUAAUGUCCCACUUUUAGAUGUGGAUGCCAUUUUUCUUGUCUGCAGCUCGGGAAGUGGUAGUAAAUUUUUUAGCUUGAGGAUAGUAGCACAAGUUGAGUGUCUGUCGUCUGGGAAAUGGUACCCGUCAUUCCUUCUCUCUUCUCUUGCUUUACUUUCCAGUUGUGUGUGAACAUGAUGGAGGUCUGUGUAGUAAUGGUUAGGCUUUUCUCUGUUGCACCUAAGGAAGUUAUUUGUUUUCAGCUCAGGGAAAUUAUUUAGUCUCGUGUCUGCAUCUGUCAGCUUGGAUGUUGUAUCCCACUCGAGUCAAAGAAGCCCACCUUCAUCAUAGCUGACGUAUCAAUCUAAAAAAAACUGAGUGAUGUGGUGUAUUUCUUUCUGUGCCCCUGCAUCUGCACUGCUCAUACAAUGGAAAAAUGUGUUUCUAUCAUGAAGCUUAAAUGUGUAGCUACAGUUAGUUACCUUCUCACCCAACUGCAAAGCUCCAUGUGUUGAAAGGAAAAAACCAAGCAUGAACAUUGGGCCGAGAAUGGUGUUUGAAAGGAAUACGAAGUACAUGUAUUGAAUCCGGGUCAAUAUGACGUUUUCUAAGAUUUUAUAUAAAAUGAAAAUACUUCCAUUUUUCUAUCUCAAUUUGGUACAUGUAUCAUUAUUUCUUUAUUCAAAUUAUGUAUAAAUGGAGGUAAAUAAAUUAGAUUGAACAAUUUGAGCUGACGUUACAGUUUGGAACAUCUUUUUUUCCAAUUUGCAGCGAGCAAAACAUUUAAAUAAUGUUAAUGUUCUAGGUUUUCACUUCAGUAAUCAGUCAUGUUGUGAAUGUGUUCCAUUAACUUUUGCCUUAUUCUUGCUACAUGUAGUUGAAAUCUGGAGAAAUCUUUCCUGUUCAGACACUCUGCAGGUGAUCUUGUGCAGUGCAGAGAUUUUGGGCACAGAGUUAUUGGACUUGACAGUUUAGAAUUGUAGGAUUCUUUAGGCUUUAGGAUUUUACUCCGCAGGAGGAUCAACAGGAAAAUGGCAUUUGUUCAAUACCUGCAAUGUUUUCAACUAUACUUUGAAACUGACAACUACUGCAUUAUCAUUUUGAUCUGGUUUUGUACAGUUUUGUAUUAAAAUUAAAAGUUAAUACGUAUACAAA